Molecule: messenger RNA, 4533 nt
Organism: Myxocyprinus asiaticus (Chinese sucker)
Lineage: Eukaryota; Metazoa; Chordata; Actinopteri; Cypriniformes; Catostomidae
Product: protein adenylyltransferase SelO-1, mitochondrial-like
Exons: 9
Source: RefSeq, a predicted model, not a curated record
GAUAAACAACUAUUCGUUCCGGAUGCGUUUGUUUCUAGGGGGAACAAAAACAAGAACGGACCGGAGUUUCAUGGACAUUUAUGCUUUACGUAAGGAUUCAACAACUUAUAUAGCUUAUAGACGUUACUAUGAUAUGAAUGGCUUUUACUGGAGCUCGUUUAACACGGCUUUAUAUCUUAUGUUCCGGUGUUAUUUUACGUAGAUCUUUUUCACAUGUAGGAAUGGACGACAUGGGCAUCGGCAUGAGCCGUUCCUGUCUUGAGCGGCUGGAGUUUGAUAAUGUUGCUCUUAAAAAACUCCCGCUGGAUCCGUCCACAGAACCGGGAGUCCGACAGGUACGGGGAGCGUGCUUCUCUAGAGUACUACCAACACCUCUCAAUAACCCAAAGUUUGUGGCAGUUUCGGGGCCAGCUCUUGCACUUCUGGGUCUUAAUGCUGAUGAGGUUCUGAAGGAUCCACUCGGCCCAGAGUAUCUCAGUGGGUCUAAAGUGAUGCCUGGAUCAGAGCCUGCUGCCCAUUGCUACUGCGGGCACCAGUUUGGACAGUUUGCAGGACAGCUGGGUGAUGGAGCUGCAUGCUAUCUGGGAGAGGUGAAAGCCCCAGUGGAUCAGUGCCCUGAGUUACUGCACGAGAAUCCCACUGGUCGCUGGGAGAUCCAGGUGAAAGGUGCUGGGCUGACACCAUAUUCUAGGCAGGCAGAUGGCCGGAAAGUUUUGCGCUCCAGCAUCCGCGAGUUCCUUUGCAGUGAGGCGGUUUUUUUCUUGGGAGUGCCAACCACAAGAGCAGGAUCAGUAGUGACCUCAGAUUCGCGGGUCAUGAGGGAUAUCCACUACGACGGGAAUCCACGGAUGGAAAGAUGCUCUGUAGUCUUGCGCAUUGCUCCCAGCUUCAUCAGAUUUGGAUCAUUUGAAAUCUUCAAGCGAGCUGAUGAGUUUACAGGGCGUCAAGGUCCCAGCUAUGGCUAUGAUGAGAUCAGAACCCAGAUGCUGGAUUAUGUAAUUGAGAACUUCUUCCCCGAGAUCCAGCAGAGUCACUCAGACCGUGUAGAGAGGAUCACUGCCUUCUUUAGAGAGGUGACUGUACGAACAGCUAGGCUGGUGGCACAGUGGCAGUGUGUGGGUUUCUGUCAUGGAGUCCUCAAUACUGAUAACAUGAGCAUCCUGGGCAUCACUUUGGACUAUGGCCCUUUUGGCUUCAUGGACCGUUUUGACCCAGAUUUCAUCUGCAAUGCUUCUGAUAACUCGGGGCGGUACUCUUACCAGGCACAGCCGGCCAUCUGCCGCUGGAAUUUAGCUCGGCUAGCAGAAGCCCUAGUCCCUGACCUACCGCCUGACCGGGCCGAGCAGGUGCUGGAUGAAUACCUGCCUCUUUAUAAUGCCUUCUACCUGAGCAACAUGAGAAAGAAACUGGGUCUGCUAAGGAAGGAGGAACCAGAGGAUGAGAUGCUCAUUACAGAACUUAUGCAGACCAUGCAUAACACUGGUGCGGACUUUACCAAUACUUUCCGCAGUUUGAGUCAAAUUUCCUGCCCUACACAGGAGGAGGGAGAGGAUGACAAUGAGGCUAUUAGACAAGCCACAGAGCUGCUCCUACAGCAGUGUGCCUCUCUAGAGGAGCUGAAAGCCGCAAACAGACCUACCAUGGACCCACGUGAGCUUGCAAUGCUGCUGUCCAUGGCUCAGAGUAACCCUGCACUGUUCCAGAUGUUGUCGGACAGGAAAACACUGGCCCGGCAGCUGGAGAGACUCUCGAGAUUGAAGGAACUGAUGGACGCCAGUGAGGAACAGUUGAGGGCCAAGCAGAGUGAAGACUGGACCUGCUGGAUCCAGAAAUACAGGCAGAGGCUUGCUCGUGAGUGUGAGUCAGCAGUUGAUGUCAAAGCUGUACAGGAGGAGAGAGUUCAUGUGAUGAACAGCACCAACCCACGUGUGGUACUCAGAAACUACAUCGCCCAGAAUGCAAUAGAGGCAGCUGAAAAUGGUGACUUUUCAGAGGUCCAGAGAGUUCUGAAAGUGUUGGAAAAGCCAUUCUCUAUGCAGGAAGGACUUGAACAGCCAAGCUGGAUGGGUAGAGGAGAAGUGGAGGAUCCAGGAGAGAGAGAUGAGGCGGGAGAAGACGGGAAUACUUCAAGAGAGGGCAUAGGAUCAAGAGCAGAGGCUCGAGGACUUGUCCCAUAUGACAGCAGGCCCCCUACCUGGGCCAAUGAGAUCUGUGUCACCUGAUCAUCAUAAAACCUUCAUGACAACUAACCUGUUCCUUAAUGCAGAAUAAUCCUGCAGAAGCUGGUUGGGUGUCAGUGAAGGCAUUAAAAGAGGCAUUAAACUCCUGUCCACCAGUCAAAAACAUGCAGUAAGAUCAUGUGUAAAGGCUAAAUGAUAAUCUUGUUGUUAUCUUCAGUAUUCAUACUACAGUCCUGCACAUUUAUCUCUGUUUGUUAAACUGGUUAUGAAGACAUAGAUCACCAGUCUCACAAUGACAGGUCUCGGUCUGAAAGACAGAAGUUUUGCCUCAAUAUACAGUAUAUAUACAGUAAAAUGACUGGAUUUGAAUGUAGAAGGGUGUUCGUAGUUAAACGCACAAGCCAUUGAGCAAUGAAGCUUAAACGCACAAACAGGUGUAAUCCUUUAAUGGACAUCUAUCUCACUUUGAAUCAUAUAGUUAGUAUGUAGCACUGAUUUAGUCCUUGAUCCUUCUGUACUAGUUUACAACAGUCAACAGCUAGUGAUACUUGGCAAAAGUGACUAUAAAUAAGCAUAUUUUCCAAGUUUACCUACUGUCUUUGGCAAAACUGAAUCAUAUUUUUUAAAAAUGUAAUUGCUAAAUGCAUCAUAAAUCAUUGGGAGGGGACCUCGUAAUUACACAUUUUUAUUUUGGGGUCAGCCGAGGGAGUAUUUUUAUAUCCUUUGUGCCCAUUCCUGAAAUACUCUUUCAGUUUUGUUUAAAAUAUGAUUAACAGAACUUAACAGAUGAUUUUCAGUUUUCAGACAUGGUUUACAGUUUUAUUUUGUAAGCCUUUUAUGAACUGCCCUGAGUAAUAUACAGUAUUUCCAAGAUAAAGUAACAUGAUAAACAUAUCACAUAUCUGUGCUCUAUUGUUGUUAACCAGUAUUAUUUUUGUAAAGUCAACGUUUUACACUUGUAAAAUAGGCUUAAAACCUUUUAAUAGUGAGUGUUGAGGAAAAAGCGUUCAUUGUGCUUAUUUGGUGAGGAAUGUCUGUGCUGGGGGCCCAAUAGUUUGGGAACAUGUUAAUACAGGUUCAGGUGUGCACUUAAAAAGUAUGGCAAAUCUAUUCUAAACAGUGUCAAGUAUUUGCAGACAGGAACAAUUCUCACACGGAGGGUGAAACACUCUUUGUUUAUACUGUAAAACACCAUUUUCAAAAGCCCUUGAUUUAUUACAUUCAGUGCUGUGGAAGAAUAAGCGGGCAGCAGUUCUCAAAUGCAUUGAAGGACCAAGUUCUUGGAUGUUUUAUCUCAGUGACGUAACACGGCCACGCUGGAGAGGGAGCGGUCACGCGCACACGCACAGUCCGUGUACGCGCACAGGUAGAUUGAAAAUAAAUUUCAGAGGUGUCAACUUGGUCACAUGGACAUUCUAAGCACAAUACUAAUGUUUGUGUGACUAUAAAAGUGUUGGGGGAAUGAGUCAUACCAAAAAGCUGCCUUUCUUUGUUCUUUUUAAUUUUUACAUUGCCCUUAAUUGAAACCAACCCUUACAAAUAUCGAGAGUUCUUGGCAAAUUUACCACUUAAUAUUUUCACAUGCAAAUUUUCUUUGUGGCAAACUUGCAACAAAAUUGUCCAUAGUUGCCAAAAGUUUGCUACAGGUUCACCACUACAAACAUUGCGAAUUACAAGCUCAUUUGCAUGUGAAAAUAAUGUGUAAAAUUUGUGGCUAGUUUGCCAGAACUCUAGAUUGUUUUAAAGGGAAUCGGUUUUGGAUCAUGAAGAGGCUCAGAUUAAGUUUCAACAGUUUUAAAUUUUGCAUAUUAACCAUGUGUGUUUAUGCAAGGAAUGAGAAAAAAGGUCUAAUGUAUCGGCAUGAAUUUUAAAUGUAGAUGGCUUAUUGUCAUAUACUCCCAGUUUAAACAAUCUGUACACAAUAUUGUGGUGGUUUGAAAUGUAUAAUAGCAUUCUGAGGUAUUUGUCAGUGGCCCUUGUGCAUAAUAAUGUCGAGUACUGAUAUCAGUAGAGCAACUGCCCCCUGCAUUUAACUUUUUAUUGGAUUGAUUAGAUUUUGACCUAAUGUUUUAAAAAAGUACUAAAUGACCCCAUUGUUCCCCUAAGGUUGGUCUCAAAAUGCUGCUGUCUUCCUGUAAACUAAAAAAACUUUGCAUUUCUACUUUAGUCUUCCUGUGAACUUUAUGCAGUACUACUCUUGAUAUCAUAGAUCCAAUGCAUAUGGUGAGAAAGGGCAUGGGCAAGAUAUACUUGAUACACCAUUAUUGUAAAUCCUUUAACUUUUCUGCUACAAAUAAAAUUGUUUCUAACCAUUGUUAACUGUAUGGAAAGGGGAAUAAAAUAAUCAUACAUG